Molecule: messenger RNA, 1002 nt
Organism: Adineta steineri
Lineage: Eukaryota; Metazoa; Rotifera; Eurotatoria; Adinetida; Adinetidae
Source: the annotation of a GenBank genome assembly
AUGUCAGACACAAAUAUGACUAGCGAUGACGAUACAUCAUUAUUUGAUAUCGAUACACAACAAUUCUAUGCAUCACAGUUUUGGAUAUUUCUAUUCUUAAUUAUCCCAUCAAUGAUUUUUGCAUUAUUUGCUUUAUAUCAUCUCUUACGAGAUCGAGCUCUUCGUCAAGCUCUUCAUAAUCAUAUUAUAAUCAUUCUUCUUAUUAUUAAUCUAUUUUAUCAAAUGACAGAUGUGUAUUUGGUUAUUCACUAUUUUCGAUGCUAUCAAUCAUUUAUACCAUCCCCUACUUUUCGUUUGAUUUGGGGUUAUAUAGACUGGACAUUUUGUACUCUUCAAUAUUUCCUUUAUGCAUGGGUGACAAUUGAAAGACAUAUUCUUAUCUUUCAUGAUCAUUUGUUAUCUACCAAAAAGAAGCGACUUUUCAUUCAUUAUGUUCCUCCAGUUAUACUUACAAUCUACUGUCUGUUGUAUUAUGCAAUAGUAUUUUUUGUCCCACCAUGUGAAAAUACUUUCGAUAAUAUAACGACAAUAAGUUUGUAUCCUUGUGAAUUUUACAAUGCAACAUUUGGUACAUAUGAAAUAUUAGUUGACGGAAUAAUACCGUGUUUUACAAUUGUUAUAUCAAGUGUUGCUCUUCUGUUCCGUGCUGUAUGGCAACGAUAUCAUAUGCAUCGACAGAUUCAAUGGCGACAAUACCGAAAAAUGACACUUCAAGUGAUCAUUAUGUCAACAAUUUAUAUGAUUUUUCCGUUUCCUUAUAUGAUCAUAAACUUUCUUUAUCUUUGUGGUAUGCCACCUGAUAUUGGAGCUGAGUUUUUAUCACACGCUAUAUUUUUCCCCUAUUAUACGUUGUUUCUUUUUCCAAUAGUCUCUGUUGGUGCACUAUCAGAACUACGCGAAAAAUUGAAGAGUAUUAUACGAUUUCAUCGACAACGACACAUUGUCGGUCCGUUGAAAAACACAAAGGUACACAGGGUAGAUAAUCCUGACUUUGUUCGAUGA